Messenger RNA from Paramecium primaurelia, 2408 nucleotides. The record is from the annotation of a GenBank genome assembly. Lineage: Eukaryota; Ciliophora; Oligohymenophorea; Peniculida; Parameciidae.
AUGCUAUUUAGAUAAAAGGAAAAAGUUCCUGAUCUUGGAAGAGAUAACUUUCGUGAUUUCAUGAGAAGAGAAGGAGAUUCUUGUUUGUAAACUUAGAUGAAACUCUCGACAUUUGUUCAUAAAACUGUUCCUAAUGAAUUAACAUAAUCUUAAUUAAGGUAAAUUAAAUGAUCAAUCUUUAGUCCAUUACCAUAAGCUUUAGAUGGUUCAUUAAAAAUGAUUGGGAAUACAUGGGAUGCAAAACAUUUAGGAACUUUUCUUUAAAAAAGUUAAUUUGCUUCUGUUGGUGGAAACACUCUAAAGAACACUGAACCAUUUUAAAAUAGUAUGAAAAACUAAAGCUUCUUCUUUAGAAGUUAAUAACCUCGAAUGAUUGAUGACCAUGUUGAUUAUCUACAUUAACAAUCUAUCAACCAUAUAAUUAGUGAUCAUCCUAUGAUGAAAAGUGGAACCAAAUAUUUACAGAAGAAACUCUUAUCUGUUCCAGAUAAACCAUUUGAUGAAUCUAAACUUAAUUAUGUUACAUAAGUAGGAUUAAAAAAACCUAAAGAAUAAUUUUAAGAGAUGUUAAUUAGCAAAGAUAAUCAAUAGAAAUUUCAUUAAUGGAGAUCAGAAUUUUAAGAUGUAAAUAGAGCAUAUAAAAAAGCUAAACAAUGCUUUAAAAGUGGAUUGUAUGCAUUAGAUAGUCCAUUGAAUGAUAAUACAGAAUUAUAUAAAGAAGAAAAUGCAAAAUUAAGAGAAUAAGAAUAAUAAAGUGUAAGAAGUUCAUUAUAGAGAUAUAAAUGUAUUAAUAAAAUCUAUAUAAAUAGCACUUGAAAGAUUUAAUGCUAGUAAUCCUUCUAUUGAAUUUAAUAAUGUAGCUCAUUAACCAUUUAAUUCUAAAUAAUCAGAUCCCUUAUUAGUAAAAAGUAAUUUCCCUUCACAAAAUUUUGAAUUCCAUGAUUAAUGGAUGAAAAGAAAAGUGAUUGAAUAAUAAAUAGAUACUAAAAAUAGAAUAUUUGGAGAAACCUCUCAAAAUAAGGCUAACCCUUAGAGAAGUGUGUUUUUAAGAGAAUAAGAAGUUAGAGGUAGAAAUUACAAUCCUGUCAAUCUAACAAGAAGUGUAAUUGGUUGAAUAUUAUUACAAUUAAUAAAAAUGCCUUUAAAUAAUUUAUAAUAGAUUAUUUUAUUUAUUUCUCUCUUUCUUAUUAGUAUAUGUUAAUUAAGAAAUCUUUUGGUCUUCUUUGUAGAAAUUAAAUCAAAAUAUUCUUACUAAUAAAGAAGUAAAGUAUAAAUUAAAUUUAUGUAGGAUUAUAUUAAAAUAAUAGAUGCUUAAGUAAUGGAGGAGUCUCUUAUAAACUAUACUCAAUAUUAGAUUAAAGGAGUGCGUAAAGGAGAAGAGUUUUUAAUCAAUAAAAGAUAUAAUGAUUUCGUUAUUUUAAAGGAGGUAUUUAAUAGGACUUGGCCAGGAUGUUUUAUUCCACCAAUUCCACAAAAAAAAUCUCUGGUAUUUUUCAUACAUAAAAUAUUUUUAGGGCAAUUUAGACUCCAAUGUAAUUACAUAUCGAUCUAAAUACUUAUCAUAUUUUCUGAAAAAGAUAUUAAAAAUUCCUUAUCUUUGGUUAGGAGAAGAAAUGAGUAUUUUUAUUAAAGGGACCAUUGAAUAAUUGUAAGAAAUGGCAAAAAAUAAAACUCUACAAUAAAUUAUAAGCAAAUAUGAAGAGACUUUUACUUUUAACGAUAAUUAACAAGUUUAUGAUAUUGAUUAAUUUUAUUCCUCAACUUGCCAUAUAAUACCUAUGAUUGAAAAUUUUUCAACAAUGGCCAAGAAUCUUAUGAAAGAGAAAGAAACUUAAAAUUUAGGAUUUGUAAUGUUUGUAGAACACUUUUUACCUUAAUUCGAAAAAUUACAAUAAUAAAAUCAUACAGGUAUUUUUAAUAAUAUUCUUUAAGUAUUUUCUAAUUAAGAUACUUAAGAAUAAUUUUAAUUAUCAAAGAAAUGUUGCACUAAAAAUGAAUAUAAUAAAGUUUAUGAAUAUACAAAGAUAGUAGAAAGAGAAUUAAUAGCUUGUAAAGAUGCAUUGAUUUAAAGAAAUACAAUUGUUUAAAAAGUUAAAGAUGAAGAUGAGAAAUUAUAUAAAUUGAAUAUUCAAUUAUAAGAAUUACAUUCAAAAACUUUACUUUUUGGUAAGAAAGAAGAAAAAGUGGCAGCUAUUUAAAAUUAAAUUUAAUAGUAAUAAUUAAGUGUUGAAUAAUUGAAAUCACUUCUAUUUUUAAUAAAUAAAUUAAUUUCUUAAUAAGAAAUACCUAAUUUCUAUAGAAAUACAAAAGAAAAAUAUAGUAGAUUAAUUAAAGUGUUUUCAGAUUUUUAAAUCAAAUAUCACUAAGCUUAAGCUGAAUUUUGGGAAAAAAUAUAAUUAAAGAUUUGA